AUGCCCUAUUCUGCGAUAACUCCUCAAGAAGUAUGUCUCAAAGCAGAAGCCCCUUGUUGCCAGUGUCGCAAGUGCGUUUCUGAGAGUGGAAUAUGCCUUUCACCUCGCCUGGCUCCAAUUAAGGGCAAAGAAUGGAAAGCUUGGGAGGCCCCACCCUUAUGGCAUAGUAGAAAAUCCAUGGAUUUGAACUACAUGUUGUGGUCGAUGGAGCAUACCAGAACCACUCAGGGCAGCAGGAUCAAGGCAUUGUUGCUAGUACAAAUUGCACUUGCUGAAAUGCACAUGUCCAAGCAACGCGGCUAUUGGGCCGCUAAGAGGGCCCGUCUCAGUAGCAUCUGCAGUGGGACAGGUGAAUUGAUCAAGACAUUUCUUGAGCGCGACCUCAUUUCGCCAAACACAGUUGUUCCCUGGAAAUUGAAUGAACACUCAGGUUGUUAUGCUAAACCCAUUGACGGGUUGAAAGUUUCAGAGUUGCUAUUCUGGAUGAUUAUGCUGCGCCAUUCGCAUAGCCUUGAAGACAACAACGUUGAUCUUGAUUUCCAGGUAUCGAUCGAGGAACUUCCUGAUGGACGAAUAUUUGCCAAGUUUGACGAUAAACACGAGGACGGCAAAUGCUACCUGCCGUACGGUACUUGCAUCCUCAGUAGUCUCUACAAAGAUUAUUCGUGCCUACGCCCACGACAGAUCAUUGAACCGUCGUCCCUCGAGAACAAAGCUCGCAUUCUUCAGUUACUCGAUGAGAAAGCAGGCAAUUCAGAAGACAUGCUUCAGAGAAAAGAAAGGGGGAUCAACGAAGAUUGGCCACAAGCCCCGCCGCCAAGCGAAUACCGGGACCUGGGGCAUGAAGCGGUCAACGGCGAAAUUGGGGCGGCACUUGAGCCUCUGAAUAAGCCAGGUGCGCACACGACAUUAUUCGCACAUGGUAUUGUCGUUCGUUUCGCUGUUGCGCUGGUGUCAGCCACCUCUUUGAACUUUCCUUGGAACACAAUCGUGCUUGAGACGACAAUUUGCAGAGAGCUCAGGGGGCUGUUUGAGGUCUGGAUUUAA
This is a messenger RNA of Colletotrichum phormii, 1047 nucleotides long. RefSeq lists its product as uncharacterized. Bases 1 to 1047 code for a protein of 348 amino acids. The transcript is spliced from 3 exons. The record is from RefSeq and is a predicted model, not a curated record. NCBI's taxonomy places the organism in Eukaryota, Fungi, Ascomycota, Sordariomycetes, Glomerellales, Glomerellaceae.